AUGACACCAAAAUGGCAAGCCAUGCGUCUCCUCCACGGAGUCCGUGCUAUAGUUGGCGGUCAAGGUCCCCCUUUGAUCCUCGUUCCAGGCUGGCCACAAACAGCAGAGGCAUUUAGCGAUAUAUUCGAGCCCAUUUCAAAACAUUAUCAAUUUUUCGCUCUCGAUCCUCCGGGCUUAGGUGACUCGCUUCCUCCACUCAAUGGCUACGAUACUGCGAAUGUGAGCAAAAUCAUGGCAGAAGCUAUCCACGAUACCUUGAAAGAAAAACAAUACCACCUAGUUGGCCACGAUGUGGGGGGAUGGAUUGCCUAUCCUUGGGCGGCUCAAUUUCAAUCAAAGAUCAAAUCGCUCAGUAUACUAGACGCGGGAGUGCCAGGUUUCAUGCCUCAGCUUCAGUUUCCGUUGUCACGCCAGACCAAUAUGCGUCUUUGGCAAUUCUCGUUCAACGCGCUUCCUGAUUUGCCUGAAAUUCUGACUCGCGGUCGUGAGCGGGAGCUACUGACCUGGUUCUUCAAUUUGAAGACGGUUCAUCCGGAUGGUUUACCCAAAGAUCAACUCGAACGCUACAUCCAGGCCUAUUCAAGACCAGGGGCAAUGAGUCGCGGGUUCGAGUAUUAUCGAGCUGUUGAAACAAGCACCAAACAGAAUCUGGAAUAUGCCAAAACACCGCUCGAUAUCCCUGUCUUGGCUUUAGGUGGCGCCAGCUCCGUCGGUUCGGACAUGAUUCGCUUGGUCCAGAACUUCGCAACCAAUGUUUCCGGAGGCGCGAUUGAGGAUUGUGGGCACUUCCUCCCCGAAGAGCAACCAUCUGCUGUCGUGCAUAGACUGCUGGAGUUCCUGGAGGCAAAUUAA
Messenger RNA from Penicillium verrucosum, 852 nucleotides. RefSeq names its product alpha/beta fold hydrolase. NCBI's taxonomy places the organism in Eukaryota, Fungi, Ascomycota, Eurotiomycetes, Eurotiales, Aspergillaceae. Bases 1 to 852 code for a protein of 283 amino acids. The record is from RefSeq and is a predicted model, not a curated record. The transcript has a single exon.